CUACAGUUACGAAUCAAUGGUUCCUUCCUGCUGUAAGGGGAGAUAUCCCUCCAGGCUGUGCCGCACACGGAUUUGUUUGUGAUGGUACCAGAAUACUAGUUUUUGGAGGAAUGGUUGAAUAUGGAAGAUACAGCAAUGAUUUGUAUGAAUUGCAGGCAAGUCGAUGGCUCUGGAAAAAAGUCAAACCUCAAGCUCCUUCCAAUGGAUCACCACCCUGUCCUCGGCUUGGCCACAGCUUCUCUCUGUAUGGGAACAAGUGCUAUUUAUUUGGUGGCCUGGCAAAUGAAAGUGAAGAUUCAAACAAUAAUGUUCCCAGAUAUUUAAAUGAUUUCUAUGAACUGGAGCUGCAACAUGGUUCUGGCGUCGUUGGCUGGAGUAUCCCUGUGACCAAAGGAAUCUUGCCAUCUCCCCGGGAAUCUCACACAGCCAUUGUGUACUGCAGAAAGGAUGUGGGAAGUCCGAAGAUAUAUAUUUUUGGAGGGAUGUGUGGCUGUCGGCUUAAUGAUCUUUGGGAGUUGGACAUAGAAACCAUGACCUGGUCAAGACCAGAAACUAAAGGGACAGUACCACUUCCUCGCAGUCUCCAUACGGCCAAUGUAAUAGGAAACAAAAUGUAUGUCUUCGGUGGAUGGGUUCCACAGUCAUCAGAAGGGGAAAUCUCUGCUCAUGAUGGGGAAUGGAAGUGUACUGGGUCAUUUUCCUACCUUAAUUUGGAUACCACAGAAUGGAUAGGUCUGAUCCCAGACUGCCAGGAGGACAAAAGCAACUUGUUACCGGGGCCCAGAGCAGGACACUGUGCUGUAGCCGUUGGCACUCGGCUCUAUAUCUGGAGUGGUAGAGAUGGUUACAGAAAAGCUUGGAACAAUCAAGUUUGCUGCAAAGAUCUUUGGUAUCUUGAUACUGAGAAACCUCUAGCACCAUCGCAGGUACAACUGAUCAGAGCUACAACAAACUCCUUUCAGUUGAAAUGGGAUGAAGUACCUACAGUUGAGGGAUAUCUCCUUCAGUUACACGCUGACUCACCAGUGGCACCCGUGGCUGGAAUUCCUGAGACAUCAUGAUUGGAAUUUGCUUUUGUUUCCCUGCAAGGUGGCACAUCCCUGCAUCAAAGUCCACAGUCAUUGCCCAGCAUCCCUUAUCCAGAAAUGAAGGUGGAUCGUCCCAGCCAAGCAAAUAAUCUUGCUCCUAAUAAUGUCCAAGUUUCCCUUUCAUCCAACUCGUUACUGAAAGAAGGAAAAGAAAAGGUUGCAGCACCUGACAACAAGAUUACACAGGAAACUGUGAAAAACAGUACAGAUGCUACAGGAUUCAAAGAAUCAAAUGCCCCUUCUGUUCUGCCUGUUUGUACUUCAAGUGCUCAGACAUCAGCAAAUGUAGGUGAAUUACAUGAGUUGGACAAACAAACUGUAAAUCCUGAUGCCUCUGUAUCCGGUACUGUCUCCAGCACACAAACUAUGGUAACCCAGCAGGCUGUUAAAACUGAAUCAUCAAGUACAAAUGGGGCAGUUGUUAAAGAUGAAACUUCACUAACAACAUUCAAUUCAAAAGCUGAAGCUGCUGAAACUGCUUAUAUCAUGCCUUCGGCAAAGGGCAGUACUGGACAGAGCAAUGAGUCACACUCCUCUAAAGCUCCUCAGCGAGCGAAGCCGCGGGACCGGCAGUGGUAUGAUGUUGGGAUUUUCAAGAACAACAGUGCUGUGGUGAGCCAGUUCUACCUGCUGUCAGAGGAAACACUGAACAACAAGACGGAAGGGGAAGAUGUACCAGAUUACAGAUUGCUUAAGAAGCAGGAUCUGUUUCCAGGCACAGUGUAUAGGUUCAGAGUUGCUGCAAUUAAUGGCUGUGGUGUAGGGCCUUUCAGUAAGAUCAGUGAAUUCAAGACUUGCAUUCCAGGUUUUCCUGGAGCUCCUUCAACAGUCAAAAUAACCAAGAGUGUAGACUGUAUUCAUCUUUCUUGGGAGCCUCCUUCUUCACCCUCUGGAAACAUUCUAGAGUAUUCUGCAUACUUAGCAAUCCGUUCCACACAGCUGCAGGAAAAUCCAAGUCAGCUUGUGUUUAUGAGAAUAUACUGUGGUCUCAAAACAUCAUGCAUAGUGACUGCUGCCCAGCUUUCAAAUGCUCAUGUGGAUUACUCUUCCCGACCUGCCAUAGUGUUCCGAAUCUCUGCGAAGAACGAGAGAGGCUAUGGACCAGCCACACAGGUUCGGUGGCUCCAAGAUCUGAAAACAUCAGGCUCCAAGUAGGAACAGCAUAAUAAAUCUCCAGUUUCGAAUGUAGUGUUUAAUGUAACUCUUGUACUAUUUGUAAAUGCUACAAAUCUUUUAUUUUUGCAUUGUUUUUAUCUUAAAAAUAUCUAACCUUUGUGACGUUCGACACGUCAGCGUCACACAGCCUUGCUCAGGUGUGAGUACCACGGGGAGACUGUGCUGAAGGUGGUGGAUGGAGCAUCACACUCUAUCCAGCAGCUCUUUUUGUGGUGGUGAUAGUU
Acanthisitta chloris (rifleman) is the source of this 2488-nucleotide messenger RNA. RefSeq names its product host cell factor C2 (gene HCFC2). The transcript is spliced from 15 exons. NCBI's taxonomy places the organism in Eukaryota, Metazoa, Chordata, Aves, Passeriformes, Acanthisittidae. Gene Ontology annotation, molecular function: protein binding; transcription coactivator activity. Gene Ontology annotation, cellular component: histone methyltransferase complex. Gene Ontology annotation, biological process: chromatin remodeling; regulation of DNA-templated transcription. The record is from RefSeq and is a predicted model, not a curated record.